AAAUUCAGUUGUUUUAAAAUUUAAAUCAGAAGUUGAAGCGUACCAAAAAUUGUCCAAAAGUUUAUUGUUAGCCCAUCCCUGGCACAACAUAUGUUCUGAACUGACCAUCUGUGAGCGAACGUAAUUGCUAUCCCUUUCUGCUCGUCGAAGCGUAAAUGCGUACAUUUUUAGAAAUUUAUAAGUUCAAAUAAAAUUGAAAGAUGAUGUCUAAACGAAUGCAAAUUUGGAGGGCAACCCAAGCGGUGCUCACUCUGAACUCGACAUGCAACAGAGCUUCUACACAGAUAUUCUCUUUAGGUAGCAGUAGUCGCGACAUGCACCUGAGCAGCAGUUGGAGCAACCAGCUAAGCAACCGCAUAAUUGCUGCACCUCUGAUCCCUCUCUAUGCCUCGGCGCCUGGCACAAUACGCUUUGCGAGCACUCAGAAGGAUGUACCUGUUGAAUCGGUGUCCAGCAAGGAAAUUGUGGACCUGCCUGCCAUUCCGGAGGCCCCAACGCCGCCAGCUAAUUUAGUCCCGGAGAGCCUAAUGGAAGCCGGCGAGCCGUCGUUUGCUUCAAUCGGACUAGGGGGCUGGUCACCGCCUGGCAUGAUUCAGAACUGUAUGGAGUUCUUGCACUGUACAUGGGACAUUCCCUGGUGGGGCGCCAUUGCCAUAGGAACGCUCUGCGUGCGCACGUUAAUCUUCCCUCUGGUCAUACUGGCACAGCGUAACUCUGCCAAAAUGAGCAACAACAUGCCACAGAUGCAGGUAUUGCAGCUGAAGAUGACAGAGGCUCGACAGUCGGGUAAUGCCAUCGAAUCGGCCCGGUAUGCGCAGGAGAUGAUGUUGUUCAUGCGAGAAAAGGGCGUCAAUCCUCUCAAGAAUAUGAUUGUGCCAUUGGCUCAGGCACCUCUCUUCAUCUCCUUCUUUAUGGGUCUGCGUCAGAUGGCCAAUACACCAGUCGAAUCGAUGCGUGACGGUGGCCUCUUCUGGUUCACCGAUCUCACUCUGGCCGAUCCAUACUAUCUGCUGCCGGUUAUAACCAGUGCCACGCUCUACCUCACCAUUGAACUGGGCACUGACAGCGCCCGUCUGUCGGCUGCAAAUAUGAACACCAUGAAGUACGUGCUACGCGCCUUGCCCAUUGUCAUAUUCCCAUUCACCAUGAACUUCCCUGCCGCCAUUCUAACGUACUGGGCCUGCAGCAACUUCAUCUCGCUCGGGCAGGUGGCCCUGUUGCGUAUUCCCGCGGUGCGGGAUUACUUCAAGAUCGAGAAAAUGGUCUCCCAUCCGCCCAGUGCACUGCCAGCCAAAAAGAAGGGCUUUGUGGGGGGCAUGAAGGAAUCCUGGGAUAACAUGAAGAUCACCAAAGAGAUCGAGGAGCGUCAGCGAUUGGACGAGAUACGCUUUGCCAAGGCCGGCAAAGGUCCGCUGGUAAAGACAUUCAAGUAUGAUCCCACUAAGCCGCAUUCAAGCCCAGUCAAUCCAAAUUCAAAUCCCAAUCAAAUCGAAACACAGGUCACAAGUAACCUAAAGUCCAGUUCCAAGCAUUAGUUGUAGCCCUUUCGGCCGUGGCGCUCGUUGUUAAUGUUAGAUAUAGUAGUUUCAUCAGAAGUUGAAGCAUAUGUAUAUGCUAAAUUAUAAUCUAUUUUCUAUUAAAACAAAUAAAUACAGAAA
Molecule: messenger RNA, 1658 nt
Organism: Drosophila navojoa
Lineage: Eukaryota; Metazoa; Arthropoda; Insecta; Diptera; Drosophilidae
Gene: OXA1L
Product: OXA1L mitochondrial inner membrane protein
Biological process (GO): protein insertion into mitochondrial inner membrane from matrix
Cellular component (GO): mitochondrial inner membrane
Molecular function (GO): membrane insertase activity
Source: RefSeq, a predicted model, not a curated record